GACGUGACCUGUUCAGUGGCCACGAUCAACACAGAUGAUGAAUAUUCAUUUCCUUUCGUCACCAACUCUUCCAGAGAACACAUCUCUCGAACCCCGGCCCUUCUGGCAUUCGGCGGGAACAGAGGCGAGCGCUACAUCGGCCCGACCACAGUCCGAGGCAAGGCAGUUGACCACUGGACCAGCUGUCAAGUCGACCCAGAUACUGGUGACCUCACAAAGGUGGACUAUUUCUUUACAG
Messenger RNA from Aplysia californica (California sea hare), 238 nucleotides. RefSeq lists its product as uncharacterized. The record is from RefSeq and is a predicted model, not a curated record. NCBI's taxonomy places the organism in Eukaryota, Metazoa, Mollusca, Gastropoda, Aplysiida, Aplysiidae.